Molecule: messenger RNA, 3612 nt
Organism: Durusdinium trenchii
Lineage: Eukaryota; Dinophyceae; Suessiales; Symbiodiniaceae
Source: the annotation of a GenBank genome assembly
AUGUCCCUCCUGCAGAAGCUUCCAAGCCUGCAAGAUGUGGUCAAUCAGGUGAUUCAGGAGGAGAGGGAGAAGGAGGAGAAAGGCGAAGUGAGCCCAGUGGCAUCAAAUUUGAGCAUCGACGAUGAUGAUGAGCACGAUGCGAGUUUUCAGUCGUGCGCUGCCAACUUGCUGCUAGCAAGCUUGCAGGAGGACGAUCCAAAGCUUCAGGAGGAGAGAUAUGACAAUCUUCUGGUGGCCUACACCGGAGCUUGUACCGAACUGGCCAGUGCAGCGGUCGCUGGGACCAGCAGCUCCGCCCCGGAAGAGCUGGUGAAGUUGGAACGUCGAAUCGAGCACCUUCAGGGGCUCAAUCGGAAAUUAAAGGCGCAGCUCCGUUUAAAAUGGGCUGCGAUGAUCAAAAUGGCAAAGUUUGUCUUCGUGGAUGAUGAUGUCAUUGAUCGAAGCCUAGAACCAGUGAUCCGAAUUGGCUGGGAUGGCUUCAAAUGGAACAAAGGUUACAGUCUGCUGCACUAUGCGGCUGACUGUGUGACAGACCCUGAGGUCGUGGAGCUGAUGGCUAACCUGGCCACUGAUGUUGACCAGAAAGAUGACUAUGGACUGCGUCCGAUUGAUUAUGCCAGAAAAACCCAAGACGAGGCUGUCAUCAAGGCCCUUGAAAGAAUGCGAAAGGCUGCCCGGAAAUUGGCGCAAGAAGAAGCUGAUCUGAAAGAACAAGAGAUGGAUGAACCGAUCAUGAAGGAAAGAAACACUGUCAAAGAGCCUGGCAGAACUGAGGAGAAACCUCCCAGAUCGCCGCGUGUGAAAGAAGCCGCGGAGGUGGAUGUUCUGGGCCAGAGAGCACUACCAAGCAAGGAUCAGCCAGCCGAAGCGGACGUCGACCUCAGAAGACGUCGCACUGAAAGGGAAGCUGCAAAUGGUGGAGCCCUCGAAGUCAAGGAGCAGCGAGCUCCGGAAAACGCACCAUCUCCGGGAGCGAGAAGAGAGGAGAUGCAGCAAGUACCGCUCGGUGCAACAGAGGCCAGCCAACCAAUAUCCAGUGCGCAGGCAUCACCAGUGCGGCGCCAGUCAGUUAUACAAGAGGAAAUACUCGCAAAUGCUCGAGAAAAAUUAAAGAAUGCAACUGACAUGAAGCCAGCGCUCUCCAAAGCUGUAGCCAAAGUGCUGAACAAAGGCUGGGAGGGCGUGUCGUGGCCCUCGAACUUCAGCGCCGUUCACGUGGCCGCAAAGCUCGGCGAUGCCACGUGGCCAGACCGUUCAGCUCGGAGGGAGGAGCUGGAGGUGAAGGCCAUUGAAAUUCUGGCAGAGGCCGCUCAGAACGGGAACCAGGAGGCCGUCGCGGCGUUACAACACCAUUUGGCGAAGGCAGAAGAACGAGCCGCGGAACAAGCAGCACAGGCAGCACAGCAGGCAGAACAGGUCCAAUGGGCAGAUGGAGCUUCAGCCGAGCGUCCCACAUCGCCGUCUCAUGCAUCGCCUGUUGACCCUGGACCUGUACCAGAAGGAAUCAGGCCAGAGUUGCAAAAGGCUUGUCAGGUGGUGAAGAAGAAAGGUGCUGUGCCAGAUCUCACUGUGCAGGACAGGAUUCCGACGGCAAGACAGCAUUGGACUACGCCAAGGGAAAAGGAGCGCUUUGCAGAGAGACAAUAUGUGGCUUGGAUCCGUUGCGAUGGAGAGCAGCGGCCUCACGAGAAGGAACUGGUGAGGAAGGGAACAAGUGCAGCUCCAGCGGCGGAAGGCGCCAAGGCAGCAGAAGACACCGAUUCUGUGCCUGAAGUCAAGGAUCCUGCCGCAGAGGCAGCUCCAAAAGCCAAAGGGAAGGCCAAAGGUCCACCCAAGGGCCCUGGGAAGGGCAAAGCUGCACAGACAGAGGAGGCAAAGGAAUCAAAAGAAGAAACAAAAGAAGAAGCAAAGGAGGAGCCGAAAGAAGGAGCACCGAAGGGCAAGGGUCCCAAAGGUCCUGCCAAAGGCAAAGGACCCCCAGCCCCAGGUGGCAAAGGACCUCCCGCCCCUGCAGGCAAGGGACCUGCACCUCCGGGUGGUAAAGGACCCGCCCCAGCAGGAAAGGGUGGACCAGCAGCAGGUGGGAAGGCUGGCAAGGCUGGAAAAGGAGCGAAAGGUGGCGCCGGGGGCGGCUCUGGAGAGACCAAGCCAGUUGUGAAACCGAGUCAACCAAUGAAGCCUUUGUGGUGGAGCAAGAUGAUUUUUGGAGCUCAGUUGAAGAAAGGAGAAAGUAUUUGGGAUGAAGUGAAGGAUGAUAUGGAGAAGUUGCCACUGGAAGAACUCACUGAACGUUUCUCCAAGUCUGCUGCUGCCAGAGAAAAGCCGAAGAAGGAGAAGGCGGAGGGGAAGAAGGAGGAACUGAAGUCACUGCGUAUCAUUACAGACCCUCAGAUCGUGGUUGGCAAGGAGGCAUCCCUAAAGAAGCUUCCGGAACCCACUGAAGUCGCCCGUGCAUUGGAUGAGUUGGACGACACAGUGCUUAAUCCCGAGCUACUGCAAGUUGUAAAGGACAAUGCUUGUCCCACACCCGCACAGAUGAAAGAGCUCGGAGAGGCGCGAACGAAGAAUCCCAACGUUCCGCUGGCGCUCCCCGAGAGUUUCAUGUGGGUCAUCGGCCAGAUGCCCGCUUAUCAGCAACGGAUUGAUUGUUGGAGCUUCGCCAUGACCUACAAGGAGCAACAUGCAACAUACCACACAGCAUUGUCGGAUUUCUUGCAGGUGGUCGAAUGCUUUCAAGAGUCUGAGAUGCUACCCACCUUGCUGGGCAUCAUUUUGGCUGUGGGGAAUUACUUGAAUGGUGGCACCAACCGAGGGCAAGCAGAUGGCUUUGAUAUCGAGUCGUUAGCGAAACUGGAAGGCAUCAAGGAUGCGACCGGCAAAGACAUCAGGCACUUCAUUUUCGAUCUUUUUCUGAACCGUAUGACUGAGCAAUCGACUCAAUUUGUGGAAGAGCUGAUGCCUUGCAUGGUAAAUAUGAAUCGUCGGAUCAGCAAGGAUUCUGAUGGAGUGGAGAAGCUUGAUAAGAGUGCGAAGAUCGCAUUCGAAGAUUUCGACCUGUGUGUUACUGCUUUGCAUUCUGAAUUUGUCCAGAAGCAUGAAAUGAUGCAGAUGAUUCUGUCGUACUUUGAAGAUCCUGCAGAUCCAUUCAAGCUUCAGAUGCCAAAGAUUUACUUGGAAGCGAAGGAUAAGCUGGAUGAGCUGAACACCCUGAAGGAUACUGCGAAGGCGCAAGUGUUGAAGUGGUUCAAGGUGCAAGCAAUGAAGAGCAACGAGUUCUGCUUGCUUUGGGACAACCUGCUCAUCCCUGCUAACAUGAUCAUCAAUGCUGACAUGAAGAUGAAGAAGGAGUUCAUGCUCCCUACCUUUUGCCAGAACAAGCCCUUCUCAGCUGAAGAUUUACAGAUCCUUUGGUCAUUCAAAGAGUUUGAUGGCAAGCGCACCGUCAAGAAGAAGACCAAGGAGCGACGCCGUCGGAGGUUUUCACAACGACUCCGCGAUGGGGCAGAAGCGGCUGCUGCGGCAGAGGCCAAGGCAGCUGGAGCUGCAGCCCCUGCGGAAGGAGCACCAGCAGUUGCACCAGGCGUGACACCUGCAGGAUCGUUUUCCGCUUGA